AUGGAUUAUGUAAACAGGGCAGACAUCACGGAGCCUCGAUUUGCGGGAGAACUGGACGACAAGGCAAAGUGUAUCACGCUCCAUCGGUUGGGGGAAAAAGGCCUUGUGACAUUCAGUAGUGCUGUGCUGAUUUUGAAGCGAGCCUGGUAG
Messenger RNA from Uncinocarpus reesii 1704, 150 nucleotides. RefSeq lists its product as uncharacterized. The record is from RefSeq and is a predicted model, not a curated record. Lineage: Eukaryota; Fungi; Ascomycota; Eurotiomycetes; Onygenales; Onygenaceae. Bases 1 to 150 code for a protein of 49 amino acids. The transcript has a single exon.